UUCCCUUACCUCUCUCUCUCUCUCUCUGUGUAAUCUUUUGUAGUAAAAGCAAAGAAAUCCCAGACCAACUCAUUAUCAAAUAGCCCCCGGCCUCUCCCCUUUUCCACAGCCCAUGCGCAAAAACACCUUUUUAUUUCUUCUCUAGCUAGCUACCAUGGCAACCCAAGUACCAAUUCCGUCUCCAAGGCCACCCAAAGACUACAACGUUGACACUUCUCGCCCUUUUCGCUCAGUCAAAGAAGCCAUCGCAGUCUUUGGUGAGCGGCUUCUUGUUGGAGAGAUAUAUACCCCAAAGUCUUACACUUAUAGCCGCCCUCCUAGCCAAGAGAUUACUUGGUAUUCACCGAGCCGUAAAGAAGAUCAUGGUCAGGAGAGUAACCAGCUGCAAGGGGUUCUGGGUACCUUAAAGAAGCUAGAGGCUGAACUUGAGGAAACAAAAAAAGAGUUGAAGUUGCUAAAGGAGAGAGAAUCUGAAACAGAAAUUGCGUUGGCUUCACUUAAUGCUGAACUUCAUAAGAAAAUGUCAAAGUUGGCUGAAGCAGAGGCGGCGGCAGCUAAAAGGGCAGCGACAACACCAAGAGCUAUGAGUUUUGAGAUUGGAAAUGGAGAAGACAUAGCGAGAGAAGAAGAGAGGAGGAGAGAGCUAAUGAAAAGAAUGGAGAACAACCCAACUUUGUCUCAGAUACUAAGCAUUGGGGACAAGGAAGGAUACUUUGAAGUGAAAAGAGAAAGAAAGUUGAUGAAGAAGAAGCCCAUUCCACUCAUAGGAGAUUGGCUUUUCAAGAAAAAAGGGUCGUCUAUAAGACUAUAACCCUUCACAAACCCCUCUAUGCAUCUUCUCAUAUGUAUUUUACUCAAGACAAAAGGAUCACUUUCCAUAAAGUGUUUGUUUUAUUUCCUUUGUUUAUUUUCUCAUUAAAAUAGAUUGUUAUGAGUCCAAUUUAUGGGAGGAAAGUUUGUAUGUACUUUAUCCAAGGUAAAUAAAGAAA
Messenger RNA from Durio zibethinus, 989 nucleotides. RefSeq lists its product as uncharacterized. NCBI's taxonomy places the organism in Eukaryota, Viridiplantae, Streptophyta, Magnoliopsida, Malvales, Malvaceae. The record is from RefSeq and is a predicted model, not a curated record.